Messenger RNA from Rhinolophus ferrumequinum (greater horseshoe bat), 2210 nucleotides. RefSeq names its product phosphatidylinositol specific phospholipase C X domain containing 3 (gene PLCXD3). Gene Ontology annotation, molecular function: phosphoric diester hydrolase activity. Bases 237 to 1202 code for a protein of 321 amino acids. The transcript has 3 exons. Lineage: Eukaryota; Metazoa; Chordata; Mammalia; Chiroptera; Rhinolophidae. Gene Ontology annotation, cellular component: synapse. Gene Ontology annotation, biological process: lipid metabolic process. The record is from RefSeq and is a predicted model, not a curated record.
UCUCAGCGCGGACGUCAGGAACAAAAGCUCCGGUGGAGUCUGGCGGAGGCACUAAGGGAGCAUGGGCUGUUUUGAAUAAUUAUUAAAAUUAGCGUGUGUCUGCGCCAUCCUGUGGGUGUGGCGCAGAGCAGAGUGUAAACUCUAGCGGGGCUGGAGCAAACAUUGGAUUAGCGGCAGCAGCCUGCCAUCCGGCCCGAGGAGUGCGGGGACCAGCGCGCUGCACGCCAACCGGCACGAUGGCCUCGUCUCAAGGGAAGAACGAGCUGAAAUUCGCCGACUGGAUGGCAACUCUACCCGAGAGCAUCCACAGCAUCCCCCUUACCAAUUUGGCCAUCCCAGGAUCUCAUGAUUCCUUCAGCUUUUACAUUGAUGAAGCCUCACCAGUUGGUCCUGAACAGCCAGAAACUGUACAGAAUUUUGUCUCUGUGUUUGGAACUGUGGCCAAAAAGCUGAUGCGAAAAUGGCUAGCCACUCAAACGAUGAACUUUACUGGUCAGCUAGGAGCUGGGAUCCGGUAUUUUGAUCUUCGAAUUUCCACCAAGCCCAGAGACCCCGACAAUGAACUCUACUUUGCUCAUGGUUUGUUCAGUGCCAAAGUCAAUGAAGGCCUUGAGGAGAUCAAUGCGUUCCUCACAGAUCACCAUAAGGAGGUGGUGUUCUUGGACUUCAACCAUUUUUAUGGGAUGCAGAAAUAUCACCAUGAAAAACUGGUCCAAAUGCUGAAAGACAUCUAUGGAAAUAAAAUGUGCCCAGCGAUUUUUGCCCAGGAAGUUAGUCUAAAGUACCUGUGGGAGAAGGACUAUCAAGUGCUGGUCUUCUACCACAGUCCAGUGGCUCUGGAAGUGCCCUUCCUCUGGCCUGGGCAGAUGAUGCCAGCACCCUGGGCCAACACCACAGACCCGGAGAAACUGAUUCAGUUUCUUCAGGCGUCCAUCACUGAGAGAAGAAAGAAGGGCUCGUUUUUUAUAUCUCAGGUGGUGCUGACCCCCAAAGCUAGCACUGUGGUCAAAGGGGUGGCCAGUGGCCUCAGAGAAACGAUCACAGAAAGAGCUCUUCCUGCCAUGAUGCAGUGGGUCCGCACGCAGAAGCCAGGAGAGAGUGGCAUUAAUAUUGUCACUGCUGAUUUUGUAGAACUUGGUGAUUUCAUCAGCACUGUCAUAAAGCUCAACUAUGUCUUUGAUGAAGGAGAAGCUAACACUUGAUAGCACCGUGUUGAGCAUCCAUGAGUAAGAUGGGGAAGACUCAAUGUAUUAGGCAUAUUAUCUAUCAACAUUCUGAUUUUCCUAUUCCACUGAGUCUCUGCAGGGAUUAGGGCUGGUAGUGGGUGGGAAAAGGGGGAAUCCAUUUCUUGAGUGAUUACUAUCAUAGUCGGCAUUAGUAUAAAUAUUUCAUUUCCCUUUGAUGAGUAAAAUCUACUUCUAGUGUUAGACAUUUAAAAAAAGACCAGAGAAUUUUGUUUUUCAAAAUUAGUUCUUGUAACGUAUAACUCAUGAGUGUUUAUUUGAUUGUGUUUCUGAUUUCAACUUAGGGCUCCUACAUUCUCUAUAUCCUCUAACUGAAACUUUCUGUUCCCUCUCUUGCUUGCUCUUUUUAAUCUGAUACUGUAUGGGACUCAAAACAAUUGAAUGCCCAACAGAAUGUUUAUUACAUUGUUGUACUGAAAUUCAUUUGUUGUGUGAGACUUAGUAUAAUAGUCUAUAGUCAUCUGCUACUGGGCAGUCAUCGCUAAAUUUUGUCAUAGAAAAUAUGCAUCAAAUCAGUUUUCCUGUAUCAGUAAUAUUGGAGGACAUAGUCAGUGAUUUUGUGUUAUAAUAGUGUUUCACAGUAUUUCUAUUUAAGGCAGCUAUAAAUAUAGAGUAAAUACUUCUUUGGAAGAACUAUUAGUGCCAACUCCAUAGUGAAAAAUGGGGGACGGGGAAGAGAUGGUUGCUAUUUUAAUUCAGGAAUCUCUUAAAUCAUAUUGCCCUGCAAAUGCCCAGUAAAUAAAAAAUUAUAAAUGGUAAGUGUGUUAAAAUCAGAGAACUCUGAAAAGAGCACUUACAAAAACUCUCCUAACAAUUCUCUUGAUCAAAAACCAAAAAGAAGAAAAGAGAGAAUGAAAGAUUGUGCAAGCUUUCCUCUCAAAUUAGGAUUUCCAAAUAUGUAAUUCUAAAUCCCAGAUUUUGAGGAACAGACACAUUUUUCAAGAAGUUUUAAUUCAUGUGUUUUAU